UUUGACAUAGGGGUCAUGUGCUAUUUAGGUAGAAACCUAUGCCGCUCUGCUGCAGCUGUCCCGCGGAGUGAUACAGCACUCUGCAUAUAUAAACUAUACACUCCAGAGAAAUCGUCCCGUCCUUCUUUUACUCCACUGCAUCAGAGUGUGGAGGAGAUUGGAAAGUGUUUGGUUGCAUUUUGUUCAAGAGAGAAGUCAACGAAACGAAAGUCAAGAUGCCUGAAGAAAUGCGCCAAGAGGAAGGCUGAGACCUUUGCCUUCCAGGCAGAGAUUGCUCAGCUGAUGUCCCUCAUCAUUAACACUUUUUAUUCCAACAAGGAGAUCUUCCUCAGGGAGCUUAUUUCCAAUGCCUCUGAUGCCCUUGAUAAAAUCAGAUAUGAAAGUCUGACUGAUCCAUCUAAACUGGACAGUGGGAAGGACCUCAAGAUUGAUAUCAUUCCCAACAAGCAUGAACGCACACUGACCAUUGUUGACACUGGAAUCGGCAUGACCAAGGCUGACCUCAUCAAUAACCUGGGAACCAUCGCAAAGUCAGGAACCAAGGCCUUCAUGGAGGCUCUUCAGGCUGGUGCAGAUAUCUCCAUGAUUGGGCAGUUUGGAGUGGGCUUCUACUCUGCCUAUCUGGUGGCUGAGAAAGUGGUGGUCAUCACUAAAAACAAUGAUGAUGAGCAGUAUGCCUGGGAGUCCUCAGCUGGUGGAUCCUUCACAGUCAAGGUUGACCAUGGUGAGCCCAUUGGCCGUGGAACCAAAGUCAUCCUUCAUCUGAAGGAGGAUCAGACAGAGUAUGUUGAGGAGAAGCGAGUGAAAGAGGUGGUCAAGAAACACUCUCAGUUCAUUGGAUACCCCAUCACACUGUUUGUGGAGAAGGAGCGUGAUAAGGAGAUCAGUGAUGAUGAGGCAGAGGAUGAAAAGGAAGAGAAGGAAGAGAAAGAAGAGGAGGAGGGAGAGGACAAGCCCAAAAUCGAGGAUGUAGGCUCUGAUGAUGAUGAGGAUUCAUCCAAGGAUAAGGACAAGAAGAAAAAGAAGAAAAUCAAGGAGAAGUAUAUCGACCAGGAGGAGCUGAACAAGACCAAGCCCAUCUGGACCAGGAACCCUGAUGACAUCACCAACGAGGAGUAUGGAGAGUUCUACAAGAGCCUGACCAACGACUGGGAGGACCACCUUGCUGUUAAGCAUUUCUCCGUUGAGGGACAGCUGGAAUUCAGAGCCCUGCUCUUCAUCCCCCGUCGUGCACCCUUUGAUCUCUUUGAGAACAAGAAAAAGAAGAAUAACAUCAAGCUGUAUGUGAGGAGGGUGUUCAUCAUGGACAGCUGUGAGGAGCUCAUCCCCGAGUACCUGAACUUCAUCCGUGGUGUGGUCGACUCCGAGGAUCUUCCCCUGAACAUCUCCAGAGAGAUGCUGCAGCAGAGCAAAAUUCUGAAGGUGAUUCGCAAGAACAUCGUGAAGAAAUGCCUGGAGCUGUUUGCUGAGCUUUCUGAAGACAAGGACAAUUACAAGAAGUUCUAUGAAGCCUUUUCCAAGAACAUCAAGUUGGGCAUCCACGAGGACUCCCAGAACCGUAAGAAGCUCUCGGAGCUGCUGCGCUAUCAUAGCUCCCAGUCAGGAGAUGAAAUGACCUCACUCUCGGAGUACCUCAGCCGCAUGAAGGAGAACCAGAAAUCCAUUUACUACAUCACUGGUGAGAGCAAGGACCAGGUGGCAAACUCUGCCUUUGUUGAGCGUGUUCAUAAGCGUGGCUUUGAGGUUCUCUACAUGGUGGAGCCUAUUGAUGAGUACUGUGUGCAACAGCUGAAGGAAUUUGAGGGCAAGACCCUGGUCUCUGUCACCAAGGAGGGCCUGGAGCUGCCUGAGGAUGAGGAGGAGAAGAAAAAGAUGGAGGAGGACAAGGCCAGGUUUGAGAGCCUCUGCAAGCUGAUGAAGGAGAUUCUGGAUAAGAAAGUUGAAAAGGUUACAGUAUCUAACAGACUGGUUUCUUCACCUUGCUGCAUCGUGACAAGCACAUACGGCUGGACUGCCAACAUGGAGCGCAUCAUGAAGGCCCAAGCACUGAGAGACAACUCCACCAUGGGCUACAUGAUGGCAAAGAAGCAUCUAGAGAUCAAUCCUGACCAUCCCAUCAUGGAAAUGCUGAGGCAAAAGGCAGAGGCUGAUAAGAACGACAAGGCUGUGAAGGAUCUGGUGAUUCUGCUGUUUGAGACGGCGCUGCUCUCCUCAGGCUUCUCUCUGGAUGACCCUCAGACACAUUCCAACCGUAUCUACAGGAUGAUCAAAUUGGGACUUGGUAUCGAUGAUGACGAUGUCCCCUCAGAUGAACCAAGCUCUGCUCCUGCUCCAGAGGAAAUCCCACCACUGGAGGGAGAUGAUGAUGCCUCUCGCAUGGAGGAAGUUGAUUAAACCCCUAUGCCAUCUAUUACUCAUUCAGCCUCACUUUUUCCAAUGCCAUUCCUUUUGCCCUGUAUUAGGGCAACUUGGUCAAAACUCCCUUUUUUUUUGUUGUACAAAUUGUAAUUGAAUGGUUCGUCCAGCUAUAGAGUACCUCUUUGCACUGAGCUUCCUAAAGUGAGGGCCGAGGGGAAUUUAGGGUAAUAACAUUCCAUCAGGAUUCCAAUGUUGAGGGAGGGUUGGGAGGGUUGGCUCUGCUGCUCUACACUGAGGGGUGGACUGCAAAAUGUGUUGUGCCUGAGUCCAGGCUGGUCUAUGUUCAGUGUUGUUUUUUUGCAGAAAUUAAAUGAUGUGAUACAAUGA
This is a messenger RNA of Pangasianodon hypophthalmus (striped catfish), 2745 nucleotides long. It is a transcript of the gene hsp90ab1, whose product is annotated as heat shock protein 90, alpha (cytosolic), class B member 1. Gene Ontology annotation, biological process: protein stabilization; protein folding; cellular response to heat. Gene Ontology annotation, molecular function: ATP hydrolysis activity; ATP binding; disordered domain specific binding. Gene Ontology annotation, cellular component: perinuclear region of cytoplasm; plasma membrane; protein-containing complex. The record is from RefSeq and is a predicted model, not a curated record. Lineage: Eukaryota; Metazoa; Chordata; Actinopteri; Siluriformes; Pangasiidae.